This is a messenger RNA of Ostrea edulis (European flat oyster), 4212 nucleotides long. Its product is annotated as ankyrin repeat domain-containing protein 17-like. The coding region runs from base 339 to 4187 and encodes 1282 amino acids. The record is from RefSeq and is a predicted model, not a curated record. Gene Ontology annotation, molecular function: protein binding. NCBI's taxonomy places the organism in Eukaryota, Metazoa, Mollusca, Bivalvia, Ostreida, Ostreidae. The transcript is spliced from 10 exons.
UUUUCGUUUAUAAAACACAUUAAAUUACAUAUGAAAGGAUUGGACUACGUUGGACUUGUAUUGCGAGAUGUUUAACACCCUUUGAAUAGGAAUAUUUGAUCUGUUUCUUGGAACUAAGGUGAUUUUGAGAUUUGUUUACAACCGGUAUCCUCUUUUCGUGUCAUUCCUUGUUUGAUAUUUAUAUAAAGAUUGAGAACAUAAUGGAUAAGAAGCCCCUGUGCAUGGAUCUCUAUUGUCGAUCAGAAGUUUGAAAGAACACGGGUAGCUGACUGUGAUAAAACGAUUUGCAAUUACCAAUGAAGACAUGAUCAGAUUAGCGCCCGACUUGAUAGAAGGUAAUGGCGAGUUCUUAUGAAUCAACGCCAGAGACAACGAACGCAAACAGAGCAUGUCGAGUUGUUCUCGGUCCCUGCACGGAUAGUCUACGUGACUUAUUGCGUCACUACGUCCCACCACACACAUUUCAUCAUGUCAUUAAACAAAACAAGCUUAAUCUUCCUCGACUUAACAGAGAUCAGCGAGACCUCAUCUUACCACGAACUGGGAACUAUGCUGGAAACUAUGGUGAUAUGGACAUUUCAUUACUGUAUAUCUUAUUGAGGAAUAUAUCUAGCAUACCACCACACUCCAAUGGCUGGGGCAACGAUCCUGACCCCAGUGACAAGAGCGUCUCUGCCAACAUUGAGAAGAUUCGAUUGGUUCGGAAUCUUUGUGUUCACUCAUCUGAUCCAUCCAUGUCCAUCUCGGACUUUAAUUCCAUUUGGUCCACCAUUAGGUCUGCAAUGGUAGAUAUGGAUGUCUUCCUCAUGAAUGGAAACAAAUAUGAAAAAGAGGUGGAUUUCCUACAUAGCGAGUCGAUGGACCCUGAAAAUGACCUACAUUAUGAAGAAGAACUGAAGAAGCAGGUGGAGGAAGAUAAGACAACCAGGAAAAUGAUGGUCAGCCUUAAAAGGAAGUUCGAGGAAACUGCAGAGGAAACAAAGAAGUUGCAUGGUAAAGUAGUGAAACUAACUGAGUCCCCCAUCCCACCAAAUGUGAGAGAGCAAUACGAUAUUGAGGUUCAGAGAUGGAGAGAGGAAGACAAGCUUUACUAUGAAACCCACAACUUCCCCUCAGUGAUGCAGAAAGUGAGAAACCAACCAUACGUAACAUUUGUCGUUGUACCUGGGUCUGGGAAGUCUGCCACGGCUCACCACAUCGCCCUCAAGCUCCAGGAGGAAGGUUAUGAAGUUGUACCAGCCAAAGACAUCAGGAAGAUGGAGGACUAUGGUGACCCCAGGAAUCCGCAGGUUUUUGUUAUUGAUGAUGUGGUGGGUGUCUUUGGCCUCCAAAAAACUAAUUUAGAUGUGUUAACUAAUUAUGAAAAGAAAAUAACACAGCCUUUAAUGGAUAAGUCUCGAACUUUGAUGACAUGUAGAGAGACUGUGUACAAUGAGACACUACCUUACAAAGCAUUCGUUACUAAAGAUGAGAAUGUGAUUAAGUUACACAGUUCUGACAAUGCAUUAGAUGACGAAGACAAAAAACAGAUUUUCAAGAAAUAUGGUUUAAAGGAAGAUCUAAUAUCGCCUGAAUUGCUGACAUCAACAUCUCACAUGUUUCCCCUUCUCUGUAAAUUAUUUUCAAAGGAAACAAAAUUCAAAGCUCUUGGUCCAACGUUUUUCCUGAAUCCAGUCCAAUGUAUCAGUGAUGAACUUGAUAAUAUGCAAAGACUUAACAAACUGAAUUAUGCAACACUUGUUUUGUGUAUGCUAAGUGAAAAUAGCAUCUCUAAAGACAUUUUAAAACAUAGAAAAAAUGAACAUUUCAUGAAGAAGAAAUGUGAUACUUUGGAAAAUUGUGAAUUAGAAAACCAAACUGAUGCAUUCAAGUUUGUGAAAGCCUUGUCAGCAAUGGAGGGGACAUACACAAAACAGUGUGGUGCACAAUACACAUUGAUGCAUGACUCCAUGUUUGAAAUAUGUGCUUAUCAGUAUGGCAAACAGUUUCCUGACCAAAUGUUGUUGUAUAUGAGUAGUAGUUAUAUUGCUAAUUAUGUCAAGCCACAGACAAGUGAACCAGGUAUUGUUAACAAAAUGAAAGAGAAAAAGAGUGUUUCUCAAUCUAGUAAGGGGGGUGAGAGUAGCAAUAAUUGUGAAGGAAAAGAGAAGGAGAGCGAUGAUACAAUCAAUGAGAGAGGGGAAUCGUUUGAUCUGUGUAUAAGGUUACGUGAGGAUCAGUAUCCACUGUUAGCAGAGAGAUUGUACAGAGACAUACAGAACAUGAAGCUGUAUGAUGUUUUCGGGAAUCAGGUUUUAAAACACCCUCAGGUGUGUUGGGCAUUUAUUGGUGUGUUAAAAACAAAGUCAUACACAGAUUUAAAAUCCUUAUUUCUGUCCAGUCAGGGAAAGGUAGAUAACAUAGUGAGAAAACGAGGGUGUAUGGAGAAGGAGACUGCAUGUGAAGGAGGACAUGUGAGUGUGGUGGAGGAGCUGGUGAAGGCGGGAGCUGAUAUCAAUCUACAGAAUUAUGACGGGGAUACACCACUGGCAGCUGCAUGUGAGUUAGGGCAUGUGAGUGUGGUAGUAGAGCUUGUGAAGGCAGAGGCUGAUGUCAAUCUACAGCAUAGAUGGGGGGAUACAUCACUGAUAGAUGCAUGUGGAGGAGGACAUAAUAGACAGGGGAAUACAUCACUGAUAGCUGCAUGUGAAGGAAGACAUGUGAGUGUGGUGGAGGAGCUGGUGAAGGCGGGGGCUGAUGUCAAUCUACAUAAUAGACGGGGGGAUACAUCACUGACAGCUGCAUGUGAAGAAGGACAUGUGAGUGUGGUGGAGGAGCUGGUGGUGAAGGCGGGGGCUGAUGUCUAUCUACAGAAUAGAUGGGGGGAAACACCACUGACAGCUGCAUGUAACUUAGGACAUGUGAGUGUGGUGGAGGAGCUGGUGAAGGCGGGGGCUGAUGUCAAUCUACAGGAUAAUCCCGAGAAUACAGCACUGACAGCUGCAUGUAAAGAAGGACAUGUGAGUGUGGUGGAGGAGCUGGUGAAGGCGGGGACUGAUGUCAAUCUACAGGAUAAUCCCGAGAAUACACCACUGACAGCUGCAUGUAAAGAAGGACAUGUGAGUGUGGUUGAAAAGCUGGUGAAGGCGGGGACUGAUGUCAAUCUACAGAAUGGAUGGGGGGAUACACCACUGAUAGCUGCAUGUGAAGGAGGACAUGUGAGUGUGGUGGAGAAGCUGGUGAAGGCGGGGGCUGAUGUCAAUUUACAGAAUAGAUGGGGGGAUACACCACUGAGAGCUGCAUGUUACUUAGGACAUGUGAGUGUGGUGGAGGAGCUGGUGAAGGCGGGGGCUGAUGUCUAUCUACAGAGUAGAUGGGGGGAUACACCACUGAUAGCUGCAUGUUACUUAGGACAUGUGAGUGUGGUGGAGGAGCUUGUGAAGGCGGGGGCUGAUGUCAACCUACAGAAUAGAUGGGGGGAUACUCCACUGGUAGCUGCAUGUAAAGAAGUACAUGUGAGUGUGGUGGAGGAGCUGCUGGUGAAAGUGGGGGCUGAUGUCAAUCUACAGAAUAGACUGGGGGAUACACCACUGAUAGCUGCAUGUAAAGAAGUACAUGUGAGUGUGGUGGAGGAGCUGGUGAAGGCGGGGACUGAUGUCAAUCUACAGAAUAGAUGGGGGGAUACACCACUGAUAGCUGUAUGUGAAGGAGGACAUAAUAGAUGGGGGGAUACACCACUGACAGCUGCAUGUGAAAGAGGAGAUGUGAGUGUGGUGGAGGAGCUGGUGAAAGCGGGGGCUGAUGUCAACCUACAGAAUAGAUGGGGGGAUAUACCACUGACAGCUGCAUGUAGAAAAAGACAUAUGAGUGUGGUGGAGGAGCUGGUGAAGUCGGGGGCUGAUGUCAAUCUACAAAAUAGAUGGGGGGAUACUCCACUGACAGCUGCAUGUAGAGAAGAACAUAGUGUGAUGGAGGAGCUGGUGAAGGCGGGGGUUGAUCUCAAACUACAGAAAACUCCCGAGAAUACACCACUGACAGCUGCAUGUAAAGAAGAACAGGUGAGUGUGGUGGAGGAGCUGGUGAAGGCGGGAGCUGUUGUCAAUCGAGAGAAUAGAUGGGAGUAUACACCACUGAAAGCUGCAUGUGAAGGAGGACAUGUGCGUGUGGUGGAGGAGCUGGUGAAGGCGGGGGCUGAUGUCAAUCUGUAGAAUAGAUGGGGGAAUGCACCACUGA